AUGGCCGUGGAGUGGUACGCCGCCAACAACGUGCAGGUGGUUCUCAAGGACAAGAACAGUCCUAACACGGCGCCUCAACACGGCCCACAGUGGGCCCCACACAAAUCUCCUAGCUCCUUGAGCAAUAGCCGUGAAGCCCGAUCUCCGAGCACUUCCUUCAGCAGCAGUUCCUCCUCAACGCCCUCCCUACUGAAGCAGAAAGUUAAACUGGAACCAUUGCCGGACGCUUCGGAGUUGGUAGAAUCGCUACCAACCAUUUCUCCCAAUUAUCGCCCGAUGCCGCUAAACCAGGUCGUGAUGGAUUGUGUAUUUUCCAACAACGGCAAGGCUCAGCGGUCGAUUUUGACCGACAUGCAGUCCAAAAACCUUUGCACCAAAGUUUUCUCCGGCAUCAAAAUCUUUACUGGAAUCGUGCCCAGCCUGUACGACCUGUGCAUUCGACUCUUACAGGAAAACAUCAAGCUGCUGGAUUGCACCGGCGGAAUUCCGUUCGAUAUACUCAAACCGGUCCUGGAACGUGUCUACGCCAAACAGCUGAAAUGUCUGGAAGAAGUGAACCCAUACCUGUUGGAGGACACUGACAUCUUUUGGGAGCAUCACUGCAAACGACUCUUCCGAAGCCAAAAACGAAAGGAAGAAAAGUACGAAUCAUGGCGGAAGAUGAUCUAA
Messenger RNA from Uranotaenia lowii, 669 nucleotides. Its product is annotated as transcription elongation factor B polypeptide 3-like. Lineage: Eukaryota; Metazoa; Arthropoda; Insecta; Diptera; Culicidae. The coding region runs from base 1 to 669 and encodes 222 amino acids. Gene Ontology annotation, cellular component: elongin complex; nucleus. Gene Ontology annotation, biological process: transcription elongation by RNA polymerase II. The transcript has 2 exons. The record is from RefSeq and is a predicted model, not a curated record.